AUGGCCCAAAAGGUGGAAGCACAAGGAGGAAAUGGUGGCAACCAAUGGGACGAUGGAUCCGAACACGACACUGUGACAAAGAUUGAGGUCGCUGCAGGAGGGAAGGGUAUUCUAUAUGUUAAGUUCGAAUAUGUCAACAACGGACAAACCAAAGAAUCCCCUCUUCGCGGUGUCAAGCAGGACCGUACUAUCCCAGCUGAUCCGUUUGUGAUUAACCAUCCAGAGGAGUAUCUGAUUUCUGUAGAAGGUUGGUAUAGCUCUGAAGGUCUCAUUCACGGGCUAAAGUUCAAAUCCAACAGGAAGACUUCUGAUAACAUCGGCUAUGACUUUCAUGGUGAUGGUACUGAAUUUACUCUCCAAGUUCAAGACAAGAAGAUCAUCGGCUUUCAUGGUUUCUCCGACGGGUAUCUCAAAUCCAUUGGAGCUUAUUUUGUUCCAAUAGCCUCCACCGCUCCUUCAGUCCCUCCAUCACCAAUAGCGAAGAAGCUACAAGGCGAAGGUGAGGAUGGAGGGACUUCAUGGGAUGAUGGUGCUUUUGACGGUGUGAGAAAAGUGCAUGUUGGACAAUUCGACAUCGGUAUAGCAGCGGUCAAGUUUGUGUAUGAUAAAGAUGCUGCUGAGAUCGUUGGAGAUGAACAUGGCAAACGUACUUUGGUGGCUAACGAUGAGUUUGUGCUUGACUAUCCAAGUGAAUACAUCACAGAAGUGAAAGGCACCUACGAGAAGGUCAUUGGUAGCAAGGCCAUGGUAAUAAGUAUGCUUAAAUUCACGACUAAUAAGAAUCGAACAUCUGAUCAGUUUGGCAUUGAAUCUGGCAAAGCCUUCACACUCGGAGAGAAAGACCACAAAGUCGUUGGCUUCCAUGGAAACGCUGAUAAUCUGCUCCACAAACUCGGGGUCUAUGUCCUUCCCAUCACCAACUGA
This is a messenger RNA of Microthlaspi erraticum, 924 nucleotides long. Lineage: Eukaryota; Viridiplantae; Streptophyta; Magnoliopsida; Brassicales; Brassicaceae. The record is from the annotation of a GenBank genome assembly.